GGAGGAGGAGCCGCGAGCGGUGCAUCGCACAUCGUCUCCGCCAAAUCAUCUGAGGCUGCUCUACUACACCGUGAAACAAAAAAGGAUGGUGCCUUCCACAGUUCGUUUUGUACUGGCAAAACAGCACAAAGAGGUCGUCUAAUGACUUUUUAUUUGAUCGUCGCGGAUAUAGCAUUAAAUGCAAGUACUGGGUCAAGCUGUGUGGGAUCUAACGCCAGGCGUUCUCGAGAGCUGUUUGUUGCCCCGUGAGGAUUUGACGUCUGUGUUCUGCUGGAUGUUUUGGAGAAAUCAAGAGAAAGAGGUUGCGGUCAUUGUCCUGCAAAAUGGACUACUUAACCGAACUGGAGAAGUAUAAGAAGUGUGACAUUGUGUCGGAGAGCAUACUACUCUGAGUUGGUUUGCCCCAAUAUUGCAGCUUCCUGCAAGCUGCUCUGCAUCACAUCUGCUUCAAAAUGGAUGCUCUGUUGAAUCCUGAGCUCAGAGAAGAUGUAAAAGAUUGUUCGAUCAAGGUUGAAAACUUCCCUAAGCAAGUCAUAUUCAAAGGCCUUGCACCUAGGGUCGUAUUGACAAACCAUCUUCUGAUGAAAGGAAACAAGACUAAAGUAAACCUUGAGGAACAGGGUCGACAGAAGGUCUCCUUCAGCUUAACGCAGACAAAGAAACCACGUCAAAAUGUGUUUCUACCACCACCAAGCCCUGAGAAAUCUGCAAGUGAACAUUCUUCUACAUCACAAGCUGGACCUGUACCUGUUUCCGUUCAAGCAGGACAAACCUAUGAAACUAAGAAUGUUGACACAAAUACUCCAGCAGUUGGGGAGACCCAAACAGCCCCCACAGUAUCCUUUUCUCUCAGAUCAAGGCAUGUUCUUGGAAAGAUGCAUUUUAAGAAACAGAUUCUCAGCAGUACAGUUGUUGGGGAUAAAUCCACGGUCAGCACUGCCUCAGCAGAGAUAUCAGAGCCAGUUGUCCCAUCUGAUAAAAUUACAUCUUCCGCAAAGGUUGAAACUGAAAACUCCUUGCAGCAAUCUCACAAGAACUCUGUUGUUGAUGGUUCUUCUGAAAAGGUUAGCAAAGAGGAAAAUCCUCAGGAGAAAAUAGCCUCAUGCCUUAAAGGUCCUGAUUCUUCCCAUAUUGGGAAGGAAGAUACAGAUUCUUCCAUUAUUUCUGAGCAUGAGGAAAGCAGAAAAUCAAAACAGUGUUCAGACAGCAAGCUUGCAGGUUUAGAAACUGAUGGGCAAUCAACUAGAACAUCAUCUAGCCAGAAAUCUAAUGACCGCAGAAACAAAACAAAAUCAGAAAGCCAUAGUAAUGAAGUGAAAAGAUCAUCCAAUUCCAAAACAGAGUUAGACAAAUCAAGGACUGAUAGGAAAGAUGAAGAAAAGGGGAUAAGGCAUUCAAAGUCUGAUCGUGACUCUAGGCACAUGUCUUCAAGAUCUUCUCGAUCUGACAGAGAUAGAAGAAGGACCAAAAGUCGGUCACGGUCUAGAUCUCGAGGCUCUCGAACUAGUUCUUAUUCCAGAUCUGAAAGAUCAAGAAGUGAGAGACAGUCAAGGACAGAUAGGUCACAUUAUCAUGAAUCUGAGCGGAGGUUCCAUAGAAGUUCUCCUCAUCGGGAAAGGAGAAGCUCACGUUCUCGAACUGAUGGCAGGUCUCGUGACAGCUCUGACUCGGAGGAUGACCACCGUCGAACAAGGACUCGUGGUAGUGACUCAAGCCGAUCAUCCACUUACUCUAGCUCACAAAAAGACUCAAAAUCAUCCACUCACUCUAGAUCUCACAGGGACUCAAAACCUACAGAUUGUUCUCGGUCCUCUGAGUCAGAUAAAAGAGCACAACAUUCAAAAUCGGAAUCCAAUAGAAGGAGCUCUUCUGAAAUAGAUGCAGUUCACAAGAAAUCCAGUGCCCGCACAAAAUUGGAGGUUAAUGAUAAAAUCUCAAAUUCUAACCUAACUACCUCAUCCCGAACAUCUGAGAAAAAGAUCCAUAAAACCAGCUCUGACUCUGAUGAGGAGCACAGAAGAAAACGUCAGUCACAAGGAUCAGACAGGUCACCUAGGUCUGGGACUUCAUCUUCCAGAAAAAACGAUUUAGUGGAUCACAAUAGUUUUAAUAUUGGUACUGGAACAGAAAGACAAUCAACAGACAGAUUAAAUACUAACGCAAAGGACUCGCAAUUAGUCUUUGUUACAGUUACUUCUCAGAAGGAAAGCAGCAACAUUGAUGAUCAGUGUACUCCGCCUAAAUCUAAAAACAGUUCUCAACAGAUGCAUGAAGCUACCCACAAAGUUAAUUUGUGUGAAACAAAUAAAAAAGCAGAGCAUCAACCUUCAAACCAAGAUCUUAGUAGUUUAGAAAAGUGCACAAAUGUUCCUGAAAGUAAAAAAACAACUGAAAGAUUGACGGAAUCUAUUUCCAUAACAAGUGGAAAACUUGAAGUUAGAAGUCCCACUGAGGUUGAUGAACCUGGAAUGAAAGUCACAGUUCCAAUCCAAAGUGAAGUUCUGACAGUAGGACAGACUGAAUCAAUUUGUGUAGGCCCCGCUCCCAGUGAACAUACUAUGGGAUCAUUGACAGACUCUCUUUCUGUGAAAGAAUUACCACCUGAAGGAAGCUUGAUUUUAAACACUAAGUCGGAUGAGUCAUCACUAAUCAUUAGUCAAAUCAGUACGCCUGUCACACUGACUGUUCAACCAUGUGAAAAGGAUUCUGAACAGAAUAUUGGGAGUCCUGAACAACCUAAUACUGGGAUUUCCAAAAAGGAUGCUAGUGCUAAAAAAUCUAGAUGGGACAUUGUUGGUCAAGUCACUUCAGAAUAUCAAAGCCCUGCGAAAUUAGUGAAUCCAGAUGUGAAAAAAGUAAUGUUAGCUCAGAAAAUAGAGUUCAGUGAUACUACCCCUGAUAAUUGUAGUCAGAAACUGGACCCAGAAGUACCAUCUGAAAAGUCGGUAGAAGUUCAUGCAAGAGACACCACCGCAGCUGAAUCUCAUCAAGAAAUAAGUUCUUUCACAUCUAAUUUUGGAACUAAAGGUACCCAUGAUGAACUUCAAAAAACUGUUGAAAUUCCUCAAUCAACAAGUGCCCUGGUUGUUAGUGAUUUUCAGCCUAGUAAAGAGAAAGUCAAUGUAGACAAAACUAAACCUGAAAUUCAAGACCCUGAUUCCUUAAAUCAUGAUGGAAAAUGUCACAGUGAUGAUAGUGAGAGUGAAGAAUCAGAUUCUGAUUCAGAUGAUGGACGGGUCUCCCUAAAGAGGUUGCACUCUGUAGUGGUUGUGCCAAAAAAUUCAACCAUUGCUCUUGAAACAAAUGACAAGGCUGAACCCGCCCCUGCUUCCUCGUUGUUUUCUGGGAAUCAGCAAACUGAUACACAUGAAAGCAUUAAUAAAGAAUUUCCUUACGGAUUUAACAAUCAGUCAACACUCAAAGAGUCAUCAGCUGCACUUUAUAAGGGCAGUGCACAAGCUGCAUGUCAAAGUCCAAAUGUUAAAGGUGUCUCCUAUCAAUCGCAGAGCAACAUGGUUGACAGCACCAGCCAUUUAGAGGUCAUGAGUGCCCAUGUGGACAAGAACUGGAGUGCUCAAGAAAGACCAAAUAUCUCUGGCCAGAUAAACCAAGAAUAUGUUCAGAAUUUUGAGAAGACUUGCGAGAAACCUGAAACGGAUCACCAUCAGUACCAUGGGAGACCAGAUAGCUGGAACGGAAGGAAAGGUGACUUCAGUGUUGGGAGGGGUGACAGCUUGGUCUGGGACUUCAACCAGUCAGAACAGCCCAGCAGCACAUUUCAGCAACCGGACAGCAGUUAUAGUACACCUCAGCCACUGUUUGAUAGUGUUCACAGAGAAGAUCCAUGGGCCCAGCCUGCCAUCUCUAAAACCAGCAGGACAGUCAACACGCAUGUGCCUUUUCAGUAUCAUGAUUUAGUUCACCAGAUUCAUCCAGACUCUCUUACUAAUGACCAUGAUGAUGACCGUGAGGGAAGGAUUUUGGGAAUUAAACAAGCAUCAUUAUUAUCUGCUGGCCUACCAGGACCAUCCCCAUUUGUUCAAGCGCCUGAGAUAAGUAGCAACUGCAGCUUCACAACAGAAAGUCAGAACAUCUCGGAAGCACCUAGAGAUGACAACCAAAAGCCUCAUCGAGGAAGGGGCCCACCUAAGAAGAGACGCCAAGAGUUUGAAUCUGAAUCAGAUAAUGAGGCAGAGGCAGGCCUGAGUAAAAGGGAGUGUUUUGAUGAGAGCUCAAGGCCUUUGAAAGAUGCUAAGGAGUCUUUCCAUCAAAUUCAAGAGGUUCAGCGACCACUUCUCAGUCUGAAAGAAUUUUCGGAUCCAUUUGUGUGGAGGGAUAAAGCCAAGCAGAAAAAAAUGCCUCCCUACUUUGACCUUAUCGAAGAAAAUUUGUAUUUAACUGAACGAAAGAAGAAUAAAUCUCAUCGAGACAUUAAGCGUAUGCAGUGUGAGUGUGCUAUCCUUUCAAAAGAAGAGCGAGCCCGAGGAAUACUGGCAUGUGGGGAAGAUUGCCUGAAUCGCUUGUUGAUGAUUGAAUGCUCUUCCAGGUGUUUAAAUGGAGCAUACUGCUCCAACCGGCGCUUCCAGAUGAAACAGCAUGCAGACUAUGAGGUUAUUUUGACUGAGAGCAAAGGAUGGGGUUUACGAGCAGCUAAAGACCUCCAGCCGAACACCUUCGUUUUAGAGUACUGUGGAGAGGUUUUGGAUCACCGGGAAUUUAAGGCACGCGUGAAAGAGUAUGCUCGAAACAAGAACAUUCACUAUUAUUUCAUGGCUUUGAAAAAUAAUGAGAUAAUUGAUGCUACUCUAAAAGGGAACUGCUCUCGUUUCAUGAACCACAGCUGUGAACCCAAUUGUGAAACUCAGAAAUGGACUGUUAACGGCCAGCUCAGAAUCGGCUUCUUCACUACCAAAGCUGUAACAGCUGGAACGGAGCUCACUUUUGAUUAUCAGUUUCAAAGAUACGGUAAAGAGGCUCAGAAGUGCUUCUGUGGAGCUCCUAGCUGUCGCGGUUUAAUUGGUGGCGAGACUCGGGUCAGUGUUCGAGCAGCAGGUGGAAAAAAACAGAGGGAACGCUCACGGAAGAAAGACACUGACAGUGCACUAACCACGUUAGAUGAGGAGUUGGAGGCUCUGCAGGAGAAUGGAGAAGGCUUAUGUGGAGAGAAGGAGGUGAUCUCACUUUGCAGACUCAUGGUGCGAGUGGAGACGAUGGAGCAGCGACUCACCUGCCUUAAACUCAUCCAGAAUACGCAGAAUCCCUUGUGCUUGAAGCAGUUUUUGGAUCACCACGGUCUCUCGUUGCUGUGGAUAUUUAUGGUUGAACUUUCUGAGGCUAAGACCAACUCUGUAAACAACAUUAAACUUCAACUGGAGAUAAUGAAAGCUCUAUCAGUGCUUCCCAUCUCAACCAAGAACAUGCUGGAGGAGAGCCGAGUGCUGCAGUUUAUCCAACGCUGGGCUCAAAGCCGGUCACUCAGCCAACCGGCAGAACAGGACGGCUACUCUAGUGAAAGCACAUCACGUGCCCAAACACCUCUCAACACCCCUGACGGUCCACCAGCCAAGCUGGCCACUGAGCUGGAUGGGGACACUCCCAAAAGAGCAGUGUACCGUAGAUUAAAGAUCAUUAGUGAAAACAGUCUGGACAGUGCCCUGUCUGAUGCUAGUAAAGCCUCCGAUGGAAAAGAAGAAGAGGAUGAAGAAGAGGAAGAGAUGGAGGAUGAGCCUUCAAAAUUAGAGAGCACAACAGAAAGGAAGAUAAAAGUAGAAAGCACCGAAGCACCUCCUGUGAGUCAAGCUGAGCUUGAGGUCGAAUUGAAACAGGAAGCCCCUGAAACAGUAGAAAUCCCACGUUUAAUGCCAGAGGCUGUUGGCAGUGAGGGAGAGACACUUGAAACUCAAGAACCUGAAGAAAAACUCCUCUGUACGCCUGAAGGGCAACUAAAGGAUGAGAAGACUGUGGAAGAGACUAAGAGUGAUGAGCCGUCAGAGAAUCAGACAGAGUCAGCUGCAGUUAAAGAAGACCCUUUAGUCACAGACACCACAUCUGCAGCAGACAUUAGUAAUGAUGUAGUUGCUGAUGCAGAAACCCCUGUCACGGAGACACAGGUGGAGAAUGCAUCCUCUGAACAGUCUACCUCUGAAGAGGACGCAAGUUGCAGCACUGCAGAAAUCACUUCCGCACAACCAGCAGAAGUCAUAAUAGAGGGCAUAUCUUCUGAUUCUGCAGCUAUUGUAAUAAAAAGCACACCCAAAGAGUCUCCAUCUGUUUCUGUAAAGACCCCUCCAACUGGUUCUGAUGUGGUUUCUAAUGGAAACGCACCUUCAGAGGCUGUUUUUGCACCUUCAGAGGCUGUUGCUGCACCUUUAGAAGCUGCUGUUGCCCCUUCAGAGGCUGUUGCUUCCUUUCCUGAGGCUGUUGCUUCCCUUCCUGAGACUGUUGCUGCACCUGCAGAGGCUGUUGAUGAACCUGCGGAGGCUGUUGCUGAUCCUGCGGAGGCUGUUGCUGAUCCUGCGGAGGCUGUUGCUGAUCCUGCGGAGGCUGUUGCUGAACCUGCGGAAGCUGUUGCUGCACCUGCGGAGGCUGUUGCUGCUCCUCCAGAGGCUGUUGCUGCUCCUCCAGAGGCUGUUGCAGCACCUGUCUCUGCUGAUGUGUCAGCUCUGGCUAUUGUGCCUGUUCCAGCAGAGGGUGCUGCAGUCGGGACACCCUCUCAAGAUGAGGAGGAAGGGGUUUCUGAUGUUGAGAGUGAACGCAGUCAGGAGCCACAAAUUCGGGCUUCUGAUAUCAGUGACAUGGCUGCUCGGCUGCUGGACAGUUGGAAAGACUUAAAGGAGGUUUACAGAAUACCGAAAAAGAGCCAGGUUGAAAAAGAGUCAAAUGAUCGCAGUCGUGAUCGGGAAUCCUUGAUGACCCCUCGCACAUCUUCGAGCAGUCGAGAGAGAGAACGAGAAAGAGACAAGGAGCGUGAUCGUGAUCGGGACAGAGACUGGGAGCGUGAACGAGAAUGGGAUCGGGAUAGGGAAAGGGACAGGGAUGGAGAAAGGCCAACCCUUCGCAGUGCAGAUAGGAAAAGACGACGAGGAUCCACCUCCCCUCUGCCACCACCAGCAUAUGAGAGGAGCCGCAGGAAUGAUGACCGUUAUGAACUGUCCAGCAGUAGCAAGAAGAAACUCCACACCAAAGAAGCUCGUACUAAGCUGUCUACGGAGGAACGACGUAAGCUCUUUGAGCAAGAAGUGGCUCAACGUGAGGCACAGAAACAACAACAGCAGCAGUUGCAGCAGCAGCAGCAACAACAACAACAACAACAACAACAGCAGCAGCAGCAGCAGCAACAACAACAACAACAACAACAACAACAGCAACAGCAACAACAACAACAACAGCAGCAGCAGCAGCAAUUACAAACACUUGCAUUUAAUCCCCUGGCCUACACCUCUAGUCCGAACUUCAUGAACUACCCGCCUGGAUACCCUAUUCAGACCUAUGUAGAUCCCACCAAUCCCAAUGCUGGAAAAGUGCUCCUUCCCACCCCUCCUGUAGAGCCUAUUUGCGUCACUCCAGCUGCUGGUACAUUUGAACAACCACCUGCUCUUGAUCUUGGUAUAGCUUCACCAUCGUCCACCACCACCCAGGCUGGACCUGCCUCCAGCUUGGCACACAUUCCUGCCCCUCUGGAGCUUUCUUCUGGCACACAAACUCAGUUUGUUCAGCCUGCCGUGCCAGCGCAGGAUCCGAGUGUAGCUGUUCUGUCAGUGCCCGCACAAGCAGCCAGCCCUCAGAUCCCGAGUCAGCAGGGCUACACCACGCUCUGGGACCCCAACACACAGCAGGCGGUGACGGUGCAGACGCAGCCAACACAGCAGUACUCAACCACGUCACAGCCUCAAGCUGCUAUCUACUAUCAGGGCCAGCCCUGCCAGACCAUCUACAGCAUUCCUGCAGGCUACCCGCAAACCAACCCUCCUGUCAUACAGGCAUACACGGAACCAGCCGCCAACUACCUGCACAGCCAGCAGGUGUACACGCAAGGAGGAACAGUCACCACCAUCGUCACAUCUCAGCCAGUUCAGCAGGAAAUGAUUGUACCCAACAACAUCAUUGACCUGCCGCCUCCAUCCCCUCCCAAACCUAAAACCAUUAUCCUGCCUCCCAGCUGGAAAGUGGCGCGAGACCCAGAGGGCAGAAUAUAUUACUACCACAUCAUCACCAGGCAAACGCAGUGGGAUCCUCCCAGCUGGGAUGGGACGACAGAGGAAGCUAGUGUUGAACACGAGGCAGAGAUGGACCUCGGGACGCCUACGUAUGAUGAAAAUCCCUCCAAGUUCUCUACAAAGACCGCCGAGGCAGACACGUCCAGUGAGCUGGCCAAAAAAAGCAAAGAAGUCUUCCGUAAGGAGAUGUCGCAGUUUAUUGUGCAAUGCCUUAAUCCAUACCGCAAGCCGGACUGCAAGCUGGGCCGCAUAAGUAACACAGAAGACUUCAAACAUCUUGCUAGAAAGCUGACUCACGGAGUGAUGAACAAGGAACUGAAGUCUUGCAAGAACCCCGAAGAUCUGGAAUGCAAUGAGAACGUCAAACACAAGACCAAGGAGUACAUCAAGAAGUAUAUGCAGAAGUUCGGCUCAGUGUACAGGCCCAAGGAAGACACAGAGUUGGACUAACUAGCCUGAAGCUCAGUCUUUCCAACAGUUUUGGUGCGUCGAGACAGAGCCUGUUGUUUCCUUCCACAGACUUUCUAACCAUGUCCUAAAUGCUGCUCUGGGAGGGAACGUUGAGUAAGUCGUCCCGCACAGGGUUUAAUGAUAAAAUAAACUUCUGUGGAAUGAAGUCCGGAGGACUCAAAUCAAGGGUGCUAUACAAACUCUUUCCAGGAUGUUUUUAGUCUUCUCAGAAUUAUCUCUUAAGACAAGAGUCAUCGCUUUGGAGGAGAGGAUCAUCUUGACGAGAAAUUUUUAAAAACGGAACAAGAGGACCAUUCAAAUAUCUUUCCCCUUGCCAUGCCACUCCAUUACUGUAGUUGUUACCAAGGGCUUUUGUUUGUUAGCUUGCCUGCUCUGCUAAAGGUCCAAUCCCUUAAUAAUAUUAAUCAAGGAAAGAAAGACGCUAAGGAUUAUGGUCUACCCACCACACUAGCAGUUUUGGACUCCCUGGCCAUGGGUCACCAUUGAUUUUAUUGAUUUUAAAAGUGUGUGCAGGUCUGUGCUUGAACCCCAUUUGUCCUGGUCAGCUUGUUCUUCUGGACUAGGGGUAAGGUUAUGUAGCAAUGAUGUUUUAUUGAGGUCUUUCACACUGUUUUUACAUUAACAUUGUUUUAUUAAUAUCGCAAAGGCAAAUGUGAAGCCCUCCUGGCAGUUUGUAGCUUCUAUUUGUGGCCAUCAUGUAACUGAUUGAUCAGGUUUACUGUCCCAUAAGCUCUGGCCGUUAAUCAACUCACCCAGCUUCAUUAAUCCACAUUAAAUCUGUUUCCAGACAUGUAUUAUAUUGGUUUAUAUGUGAAUAUAUUGAAAGUUAGUUUUCGAGACCAUUUGCAGAGACUUUGUAAAAUGACUGUGGGGGGAGGGGUCCAUCAUGUCCUGUGUAAAUACAUGUAAUUAUACUGGACCGGGAAAACGGGAUUAGAAGGAUGCGACUUAAUCAGAGUCGUUUUUCCCGCCGGCGUUUCUGCAUCAAGCUGAAUUCCACACUCUCCCACUGAUCCGGAUGUUGAGUUGGGUUUUAAAGGUGGGGGUGUCAUUAUCUUUUCUUUACUUUUUCCUUUGCUUUCUCUGUAGAAAGACUUUGGAUUUUUUUUAUGUACAAAUAGGAGUAACGCCCCACUCCACUGUAAGUACUGUGCAAGCACAUUGUCAUACUGAGUGUAAAAACAUUUUAAAAUAAAAUAAACUUUUCUAAAAAAGUC
Danio rerio (zebrafish) is the source of this 9904-nucleotide messenger RNA. Lineage: Eukaryota; Metazoa; Chordata; Actinopteri; Cypriniformes; Danionidae. The record is from RefSeq and is a predicted model, not a curated record.